AUGUUUUCUCCACAAGUAACUAUCCCUCUAGCUGGUCGUCUUCGUGGUCAAUACCAAUUAAACUACCUACCAAAGGAAUUACGGGUUAGAUGCCCCUAUGGACCUUCGGACCGCACCGUGGGCGAUCCCGCACCCGAGAGCGACACCGAAAGCCGGCUGGCGGCUCCACUUCAUGACCACAUUGAAGCAACAGCGCCACAAUUCCAAUAUCGACCGCUCGAGAGCCACGACUCGAUCCGAAUACUGACUCUGUCACCAGGACGGCCCAACGACCCGUUGCGAGGCACACUAGAAGUCGUCCGUAUCGACUCCGCAGGAGUCUACGAGCCGAUCUCGUACGCCUGGGCUGAGCCCGGCCCACCGAACUGCAGAUACGAGAUUUUCCUGAGCGACGGCGACCAGGAGCGAUGUCUACAGCUACGAGGCGGAAACCUGUUUGCAGCGCUGCGGCGCUUCCGUUCGCAGGAUACACAGCGACGCCUCUGGGCGGACCAGAUCUGUAUCAAUCAAGAUGAUCUGGGGGAACGGAAUCAGCAGGUGCAGUUUAUGAACAGAAUCAAUGCGAAUGCCAGUCGGGUGCUCAUCUGGCUUGGUCUGGAUGACGAGGAUGAAGCCGAGUCUGCGUUCGGGCUGAUCUACCAGGUCGACGGGAAGCUUUGUGAUGAGGCCGAGGAGAAGAAGUUCCGCCAUCAAUAUACCCAGGAUCUUGACGUGCAGUCGAGCAGGGAAUGGAGGCCUCUAGAUGGCUUGACUAAGCGCUCCCUGGUGAGUGACCUCUGA
Messenger RNA from Endocarpon pusillum Z07020, 780 nucleotides. RefSeq lists its product as uncharacterized. The transcript has a single exon. Bases 1 to 780 code for a protein of 259 amino acids. NCBI's taxonomy places the organism in Eukaryota, Fungi, Ascomycota, Eurotiomycetes, Verrucariales, Verrucariaceae. The record is from RefSeq and is a predicted model, not a curated record.